UGUGAGUGUGUUUCUGGGCGCCAUUGCUGUACCAUUCUGUGGACCAUGUUAAAAUAAACCACCCCAAAGUCAGAUUUUCCUACAAUCCUGUCUUGUUUCUGGCUGUUGAACUAUCUUUGGAGGAUAUAUAUGUUUCUUAUUUGGAGCAACGUUUAGCUCAGAUUUCUCAAGUUCAUGAUGAUGACGAAAUGGCUGGUACUGAUUUUGCUGUUGGCAAGUUUCUCGUGCACGUACGGUCAGGCCAACAACACAACUACUGCGAUACCAACCAAUACAACAGACUUUUUACCGCCCAUAACAUCAACAGAAGAUACCAAUAUGUCGUUCACUUUUAUAGCCCGUACCAACGCUUCGGCGUCCCCCGCCCUACCCCCGGAACCACAGCAGUACUGUAACGCCUCUAUCAUGGACGGACUCCAGCAGCAGUUUAAUCGGGAAUAUAUGGAUUACCACAAGUUGACGGAGAUCUCGGACGAAGACACCUGUAAUCUCAGGAAAAGUGUGGACGAGUAUCUUGUGGAUUAUUGUUCUCCAGCUAGUGCUGUGUACUGCGAUAGUUACUUUGACACCAUCAUGUGCUGGCCGCCCAGCCCAGUUGGGUUGAAUAGCAGACCAUGCCCAGAGGAGCUCAAUGGUGUUUCUUAUGAUACAUCAGACAACGUGACUAGAUACUGCAACUUGGACGGCACAUGGGCCAAUGGGAAUAAGUCAAACUACUCACUGUGCUCACCACGCAAUCUACCGGAAAUGACUGGCCACGAUGCUGUACUGAAGAUCAUGGUGUACAUUGGCUACAGUCUGUCCAUGGGCGCCCUGCUGGGAGCUUUUUGCAUCUUCCUGUUCUUUAGGUCUCUGAGAUGCGUCCGUAAUUACAUCCACUGGAACCUCGUUAGCUCGUUUUUAUUGCUGUACAUUUGCUUCUUUACUACGACAGCAGCAACCAACACAUAUUCAGAGAAACCCGGGCUACAUUGGCUUUGUAGACUUUCUUUCACUAUGAUGAUGUACAUCAUGAUGACCAACUUCUUCUGGAUGUUCGUUGAGGGCGUUUAUCUCUACACGCUUGUCGUCAGAGCAUUGACCGUGCGUAAAAAUCGGUUUUGGUUGUACUGCAUCUUCGGUUGGGGUGGUCCACUGCCGUUUGUCAUCACAUUUGUAAUAUUGAAACUAUUCAAUUCAAAGGAUUGUUGGGUUGAUGACGCUCCCGAAGUAUACCUGAUAGUUGCUCCCAUAAUCUGCGUGAUUUUAGUCAAUCUCUACUUCUUGGUUCACAUCAUGUGCAUUUUAUUCACCAAGCUACGAGCCUCACAUUCUCUAGAAACGCAGCAGUACAGAAAAGGAGUGAAGGGAACGUUAUUCCUCUUGCCUCUACUCGGUGUGACCUAUCUCCUAUUCUUACUUGGACCAAUUAGUGUACAGGUUCCCCAGCGGCCACCGUCAUUCUACGUGUACCAGUACCUGAACACAAUACUCAGCUCUAUACAAGGUUUCCUUGUGGCCAUUAUAUACGUUUUCCUCAAUCAAGAAGUACAAAACGUGAUCAAAAGGAAAAUACGACGAUGGCGAGAAGAGAAUACACUACCCACGCGGAUCGUCUCCAGGCGAGGAUCGAAUCAGCGAAACAGCAUCGGAAACAUUUUCGUUGGACGUCGAAGCGUCAACUGUAACACGAUGGCCGAUGACGACACUAAUGUAUCGGCCUUUAAACUCCCCGCUUGUAACCGCUCGCCUGAUGUAUAUUCUAACGGAUCCAAGGUACCGCCUUUUAUUCGACUCGACGAGAUACAACCUCUGACCCCGGCCUCUGAGACGCAUGCGUCACCACAGACGCUCUACUCGUCGCUGGGGUCAAACGGUGCUGACAGUGGUGACAUGCAACAGGUCAAUUUGGAAGAAAAAGAGGCCGAUGCAUCUUGCAAUGUGACCAACGGAUCGACAGACACCGACUGUAACGAGCUGCCACUGCUAGCAGUGAACGCAUGCGGGGCCCAGUCGCCUAACAGCUCCCCUGAUCAGUCACCCGGCGAAGAGCUCGAUCGAGUGAUUCGCAAGGAGUCUCAAAUUGCCACUGAGAAGGACCAGGAUUUACCUUACAGAACCGUGGACAACAAUGGCCUCUCGAAUGGGAAUCAUAACAACAAUAAUAGCUUGUCACCACGCCUUGCUCGGCCGAAAACAUCGCCCUUUACAGGAGGACGAACCAGGGUAACUUUUGCCGAAGAUCCGGUCCAAGAAAACCUGAAGAGACCAGCGUGUUGCGACCUGGGUAAAAACAAUGAAGGUCUUGCUCGCUCACCUACAAGAAAGGUGGAGGAACCGAUUGCGCGGGGGCACGUUGAGGGUGAUGAGUCGUUGGAAGGGGGCUACAGUAGUAAGCAGGACCCACAGAGGAGUCCAUUGAUCCCGUGUAUCCGUAAGAAACCCUGGGCUACCAAACCAAACGGGACCAUAGCAUUCCCUAAAGCUCCGGAGGGUACUCCAGUUUGACAGACUCUCGAUGAAGAACCAUCACAAAAGUGUCAACUGAAUCCUCAAGGAUAUAUAUAAAAACUAAGCAAACGGGGAGUCUCACAGAUGAUUAUGCCUUGGUGGACACCCCAAGCUUAUGUAAAUAGAUUAAGCAUCGUUCAAGUUCGUGUAAAACUUGCCGAAAAGACUACAUUCCAUGGAAAAGCUAACUAUUAUUUGUUGGUGUAGAGUCUGAAGUAAACUUUAUCCGUGCGUGGAAUUUUGUAGUCGUGGUUCAAGGAGUUAUAGCUGAAGUAUAUCCGGCAGGUGGACAUAUUAACUAUUGUAAAUAAUUAUUAUUGUCAGCUUGUUCUACGUUUGAAUGGAGUCUACACAAAUUACAAAAUGACUGUCAUGUGAUAAGACUACAGGUUGGAUAUUGUUACCGAUUGCUCCACACAAAAUGCAACACAUCAGGAAAUGCUUACCAUAUCGCUCAAAGUACAUACACUUUUAGUAGAGCGACAUUUUGGGUGUUUCCCAGGUGUUGUCUAUUGUCCAUUUUCUUUUAUAGUUCAUGUUAAAACAUCCUAUCAUUUCUAUUUUUGGUGUUUUUCAUUAGCAAACCUGCCCGUAAUGUAGUACAUGUCUACGCAUUCAACCCGAGGACUAUAACAAAAGGGAACCGGUAAAAUGACAUAACGGGGACAGUCCUCACUAAGUCCCAACAAUGGGAGAACAAAGGGGUGUCCUCGGUCUACGGCAUUUACAAACAUGUGUGCUCUCGUUCCCCGGACAGUACAUGCAACAUGGCAACUUGACGACAGUGGACACAGCACGGAGUUACAUUAGCCUUUCGUUUAGUGAGACAAACAAACUCUUCGUUAAGGAAGGUUUGUGAACAUAGUGCAGCGGGUAUUGUCAAAAGGUUACGGGAGAUAGACAUAGUCCGUUGUCAGCAGUAACAGACAUGCGCCACUGACAUUCCGAAGUGGCUUAAAAGCCCGAAAACUGUCUUUAAUUGUCAACAGAGGGCGCCCACACAAAGCUGCGUUCUCAGCCGUACGUUUGAGCGAGAGCCGACAACUCUCAAUGAUAAACGAUUUUUGUGGGGAAAAAAAAGAAAAAAAAAGAAGAAAAAAAAGCGUAGGGGCGGACUCAAUGUGCUUAAACUGGUAAACAUAAUUUUGUUUUAAUGUGGCAUGCAUUCAUACUAUUUGUUUCUUUUUUUUCAAACAUCACUUACAUUUUCGUAUUCAUACAAUAUUGUAGUUUAUUGUACAUAGUAAAUGUAUAUAAGUAUUAUCCUAUAAUCGAGUUAGUGCCUAUUCCUAAGACGAGGUUACGUGUCUUGUAAGUUUGACAGAAAUGUUAUUGAUCUAUUUAUCCGUGAACCUAAUUGUCGACAAAGGCAGAGAAACUUGAAGGCCUGGAAACGUUUAAUAUAUUCUGGCAUAACAACUUAGUAACGAGCAAUGGCGGUAUAAUAUUAUGUGUUGAGAAACUGUUCCCUCUGACAAACUGCUCCCUUCUCAACAAAAUAUUGAAUAUGAGAAACACUUCAGCCUUACUCGGGUACCUUAAAGCACAUACAAGGUGAAAGCACAUACAGUGUGCGACAAGGGUGUUUUUCCUUUCAUUAUUUUUCUGCAACGUCGAUGACCAUUGAAUUGAGCCCAAUUGAUCGACUACAGAUUUGUUAGUUUGUGGUUAUAGUGGGAUACACAAAGUGAUUUAUUACAAAACGUGUCCAGUGCCUUUAAGUCGACACUCGUAACCGACGCAUUGACUGAUACAAUAAAGAACUCAAAUUAAAGUGGUAUUGUGUAUAAAUUAAAACUAAAUGUCUGAGUAAAAACCAAGCCAUACACUUAACAUAAUAAUGAUCAAUCUCUACCGUUGUAUCUUGUUAUAAAACUGAUCGGUUAUAGUGUUGUGCCAUAUCCCCUCAAUUAUACUAGCCACAUGUGGCCGCUUGCGUCAAAGUCAUAAGCCCCUUUCACACGAGAGCAAUUUAGCAAGGGUCCCUUGCUAAGGUGUAGCAUGGUUGUACAAUUUUACAAAAAUGAAUACCUUGUGUGAAAGGACAACAAUAUUGUUCUACUCUCGAUGUUUUCAUACAAAAUCUUGUCAAACAUGACUACACUAAUAAUUAGAACCAUGCUCUAAGCAAGUGACCCCAGUUAUAUUACUGUCAUGUGAAUAGCAGUAUUUACACUAAUGACACAAUUGUAAUUGACCUGAGAAUGGGCUGGGCUCACCAAUAUUUUUUAAUCAACAAAACGUCCAUUAUGAUAUUGUCAUUGAUACAUUUUGAUAUAAUACUCGUCAUUGGUUUACCCAGUGUUGUGAAGUUUGACCCAUAUGUUUCAACACUUCUCUGUUCCGACAUUCCUGGUGUAUCACCAGUGAGUUUGUUAUGGUUGUCUGAACAUAGGAGCGUCGGAACACGGAGCAGUUACCAUUGUGAAUACUAUUCGGAACAAACGGAACAAGUUGCACGUUACAAUAUUAUGUAGACUACAUGUAAGAGUCUGAUGGUGUUAUUGUUUUCUCUCUUAUUUCAGAAUUAAAUGAUUGAAUAAAAUUAAGUCUAAGUAAAG
Asterias rubens (European starfish) is the source of this 5051-nucleotide messenger RNA. RefSeq names its product vasoactive intestinal polypeptide receptor 1-like. Bases 175 to 2487 code for a protein of 770 amino acids. The transcript has 11 exons. The record is from RefSeq and is a predicted model, not a curated record. Gene Ontology annotation, molecular function: G protein-coupled peptide receptor activity; diuretic hormone receptor activity; peptide hormone binding. Lineage: Eukaryota; Metazoa; Echinodermata; Asteroidea; Forcipulatida; Asteriidae. Gene Ontology annotation, cellular component: plasma membrane. Gene Ontology annotation, biological process: cell surface receptor signaling pathway; adenylate cyclase-modulating G protein-coupled receptor signaling pathway.